This is a messenger RNA of Coffea eugenioides, 819 nucleotides long. RefSeq lists its product as uncharacterized. The record is from RefSeq and is a predicted model, not a curated record. NCBI's taxonomy places the organism in Eukaryota, Viridiplantae, Streptophyta, Magnoliopsida, Gentianales, Rubiaceae. The coding region runs from base 281 to 712 and encodes 143 amino acids. The transcript is spliced from 2 exons.
UCCACUUGAGAAUCAUGUGAUCUCACCCAUCAUUUUUGGGAGGACUUAUCGUCCCUAAAACCAAACUUGUGUGAUUUUCAUGAAUAUGCAUGCUUUGUUUCAGCAUCAUCUCCAUUGUAUUGUGUACGUAUAUACUAGUUUCUUUCGAAUUCAAUAGCUAAACGUUCUUAAUUUCCACGCAAGUUCGGGCAGAGUUGUCAUGACCACGUUGUGAGUGAUUGCAAUCAAGAGAAAAAAGAAAACAAUAAGAGGGUUUGAUCCAUUUGCUCUGGAUUUUGGCAUGUCAGGCAGCAGGAGCGUUACUGCUCAGUCACUGGAAUUGAGGGUUUUGAAUAGAAAUCAUGCGUGUGAGAUCUCAUCAGAUACAACUAGUUCUGGGAAAAGGAAUCACGAGAGGAAGAUGCACGUCAACAGCAAGCUAGUUAAGCAACUGGACCAGAGAUUGGGAAUUCUUGAAGAUGAAGGUGAAAUCCUCGAGGGAGAAUUCAUGAGAAGCAUGCAAGAAAGGGCAGAGUUAAUCGCUGAGGUUCGCAAUCACUUUGAGGAUAUGCAUUAUUAUUUUCGUCUCAAAAGCCAAGAAUGCGGAGACAUUUCCUCCCAAGGAGCUUUGACCAUUGAACCUCUCAAGAAGGAGAGGAGCAUCACUUUUGACCAGAACCCUGAGUGCCCCUCGUCAGCUCAGCCAGUGAAUCCUCGGGGGUAUUUCUCGUAGGGCGCGAUUUGAGUCUAACUUCAUAUAUCGUCCGGAUGCUUUUGGGAGACGGGAUACUCUAGGUCCAGAAAAAUUAGUCUGAUAAAAUUGGGAUACUCCCUAAUUGA